AUGGCGAGCGCUCCAAAGAACGCAUCGGGGUUGAAAGAGAACAUCAUCUUUCUGAGUUUGCCAAAUUCCCGACCGGGGUUUGGCCCUCGAAGGCUCCCUGCUGGUGGUGGUUUCGAGGUUUGGUGGCCAUUAACCGUCUCUCUACCAAAAAUCAUCAUGGCUGAGUUUACUUCCGGUGAGGACGCUGCCGCCAAGAAGGCUUCGCGCUCGUUCAAGAAGUACUCGUACCGUGGCGUCGAGCUUGACCAGCUCCUCGACCUCUCGAACGAGGCGUUCAUUGAGAUCGUCCACGCUCGUGCCCGCCGUCGCUUCCAGCGUGGUCUCAAGUCGCGCCCCAUGCGCCUCAUCAAGAAGCUCCGCAAGGCCAAGAAGGAGGCUGGCCCCCACGCCAAGCCCGUCAUGGUCAAGACCCACCUCCGUGACAUGAUCAUCGUCCCUGAGAUGAUCGGCUCGGUUGUCGGUGUCUACAACGGCAAGACCUUCACCACGGUCGAGGUCAAGCCCGAGAUGACUGGCCACUACCUCGGCGAGUUCUCGAUCACCUACAAGCCCGUCGGCCACGGCCGUGGCGCCAACAUGGCCAACUCCCGGUUCGUCCCGCUCAAGUAA
Molecule: messenger RNA, 609 nt
Organism: Cutaneotrichosporon cavernicola
Lineage: Eukaryota; Fungi; Basidiomycota; Tremellomycetes; Trichosporonales; Trichosporonaceae
Gene: RPS15
Exons: 7
Coding region: 1-609 (202 amino acids)
Biological process (GO): translation; ribosomal small subunit assembly
Cellular component (GO): cytosolic small ribosomal subunit; ribosome
Molecular function (GO): structural constituent of ribosome
Source: RefSeq, a predicted model, not a curated record